ACAGCAAUGCUAUUCACGAAGUUAAAGGGGGAUGCUGCUGUGGCCCUGCAGACACAGGUCAAGGACUGCGUCAUUUCUGUCCCCAGUUACUUCACGAAUGCCGAGAGAAAUGCCCUCUUAGAUGCUGCUGCCAUUGCUGGACUCAAUGUACUGCGUUUGAUGAAUGAAACUACUGCCACUGCUUUAGCUUAUGGUAUUUACAAACAAGACUUACCCGCAGCUGAGGAGAAACCUCGAAAUGUCAUCUUUGUGGAUUUCGGACAUGGCUCUCUCCAGGUUGCCGCUUGUGCAUUCAACAAGGGUAAAUUGCGAGUGCUAGCCACUGCUACAGACGCGCAUUGUGGUGGUAGAGACAUAGAUAGUGCUCUUGCUGAAUACUUCAGCCAAGACUUUGUCACCCGAUAUAAGCUGGACCCAAGAAAAAAUCAAAGGGCAUACCUCCGCUUACUGCAAGAAGUGGAGAAGUUGAAAAAGCAAAUGUCGGCGAAUAGUACGCGACUUCCUCUAAACAUCGAGUGCUUCAUGGAAGAACGUGAUGUUUCCGGCGACAUGCAGCGCUCACAGAUGGAACAUAUCUGCGCUGACACCUUUAACCGCGUCGAGAGAACACUGCGUGCUAUUCUGCAUAAUGCUAAGCUGAGACCUGAAGACAUUCACUCUGUGGAGAUUGUAGGUGGAUCCACAAGAAUUCCUGCUGUAAAAGGCCUGAUUGAACAAGUUUUUGGGAAACACGCCUCGACUACUCUGAAUCAGGACGAGGCAGUGUCUCGUGGCUGUGCGCUACAAUGCGCUAUGCUGAGCCCCGCGGUGCGCGUGCGCGACUUCAGCAUCACCGACGUGCAACCCUACGCAGUGCGUCUCGCUUGGGACGCCGCGCGUGGCGAGGACGGGGACAUGGAGGUGUUCCCAGCUUUCCAUGCAGCUCCAUUUUCGAAAAUGUUAACCUUCUACAGGAAAGAGCCCUUCACAGUUAGUGCCUACUAUUCUGACCAAGUACCUUUCCCUGAUACAUUUAUUGGACAGUGGAGUAUUGGAGAUGUGCAACCAACUCCAGAAGGAGAGUCUCAGAAAGUGAAACUUAAAGUAAGAGUGAACAUUCACGGUAUUGUUACCGUCGCGUCUGCUUCGCUCGUGGAGAAGAAACAGGACAAUUCCACAAACGAAACCAUAGAGAUGGAAAACGCGAACGAAGUCAACAACCAAGAAGCUCCGAUGGACACCAACGGUGUUAACCAAGACCAGCAAAACCAACAAAACGGGCCCGAAAACCAAGAGGUGAGAGAAGAUGACAUGAAAGGAGAGCCACAACAAAAACAAUCGUGGACACAGAGAGUAGGCCAGUGGUUCAGCGGGGACAACGAUGACAAAAAGGAUAAAUCUAAGGAAAAAACCAAGAAGGUGCUCAUCAAAACCGUGGAACUCCCCAUAGACGCCCGCACUCACGGAUACUCACAACAUGAACUCAACACUCACAUGGAACAAGAAGGCAAGAUGCAGGCUCAAGAUAGGCAAGAAAAAGAACGCGCGGACGCUCGCAACGCUCUAGAAGAAUACGUGUACGAGCUGCGAGGCAAACUGUCGGAAGGGGAGACCUUGCACGAAUUCGUGGCGGACGACCAACGCAGCAAGCUAGUGAAUCAGCUGGACAAUGUAGAGCAAUGGUUGUACGAUGAGGGCGAAGAACAAAACCGGCAGGUGUACUGUGAUAAACUUAACGAACUAAAGACGGAAGGAGAGCCCAUCAAGCAACGCCGUCUCGAAUUUGAACUUCGUCCGCAAGCUUUAGACGAUUUCUCAUUAGCUAUUCAAUUAGUUAAUAAAGCCGUUGAUCAAUACAGAGCGGGCGACGUGAAAUAUUCGCACCUGACCGACGGCGACAUUCAGAAAGUGAUAGACGCAUGCAAGAACGCGCUCAACUGGCUGGAGCAGGCGCGCCAGGCACUCGCGCACACUCCGCGCUACCAGUCGCCGCCACACACCACGCACCAGAUUCGCACCGAGCGACAGACUUUUGAAAAUACGGUGAAUCCCAUCCUAAACAAACCGAAACCUAAAGAGAAAACUCCUCCACCGGCGUCGAACCCGACAGCCGGCGAUGGGCAGCCUGCCGGCCACCAGCCCGACUCUCAGCAAGAGCAGAUGGACGUCGAGUGAACUGCCCGCACCCCAUUACCUUAUACUCAACUCCACUACUGAUUACUCUACCGUAGACGCGACAUGAUAUUCAAAUAUUACAAGUUGCAUAAAUCUCUUUGCAAGUAGCAUCUUGUGGUCCCCAAGAUUAUGCUAGUAUUUAGCAGGCUUCCUUGUUUUGCAAGGGAUUCAUAAAGCAAUUCGUGUCAGUUUAGGCCAAUAUAAACCAUAUUACAUUUUUCUAUUUUUUUUUUUAUUAUAUUUCCUGGUAAAUAAAUCUCACCGCCAAGAGUCACGGCUCUUGUAUAAUUUGAUAUGUUGUGACAUUAUGUCAUCAAUAUGACAAAGGCAUGCACUAGAUGAAAUAAAAAUGCAUGUAAUGGUUUUGGUUAAGCAUACAUACCCUGCUCUAUAUCCAAAGUUUCUGCCGCGUUGGUGUAUGUACUUACGAAUAUCGAUGUCGUGUCCAAGUAGAUCUCUUUUAGGAAUAAUACAAACUACACUAGCUCACUUUUUUUGCGAGCACUGUCGACAAAUCUAUAGUGAAUAAUUUAUUUAAAUGAGUAUUUGGUUACGUUUUCGGGCUAUGUUGGCUGUUUGAUUAUAUUGUAAUCGAAUACUACUACUGAAAUGAAAUAACAUUUUUAUAAUAACAAUAGAAUUAUAAUUUUGACGUAACCCUGAGUAUUAACUAUAAUUAUUUACAGCAUUUCUAAAACCUGCCAUUGUUGCUAUGAUGUGAUAAAUCCUGGGAAGAGUAGAUGUACAUACUUUUAUUCAGGGCAUAUUUUAUUGUAAAUUUGCUUUUUCUUUCAAGACUAUAGAAUAAUUAAUGGUUCUUGUGAUUAUAUACUUAUGUAGCUAAAUAUUUGUGUGUUCAAAAAACUUACCAAUUCAAAUUUGGUAUACGUUUAACCAUGUCAUUGCAUUUUCUUCGCUACAUAAUAUGUGUACUGAACAGAAGAACAUAGUGAGUACCAGUGCGAUUUUAGUAUUUUACAAUCUUCUGGUCAAUGUUCCGAUAUGGGCAAUCAUUCCUAAACGUAUAUGUUUAAAAAUAUGGAUUUGAGCAUUUUUUGCUUUUAUGUUGCUCCAUUAGUUAUUGCACUAAUAGUUUACUUAAAUUCGAUUGCAAAGCCUUGUUCGAAUUUUUAUUUAUAUUGUUUAACUACUAUAUUUUUUCCAUGACGAAGUAAGUGUUGCCAGCUUACCAGCAGCUAGUGAUUACAGAUUUAUUUAUAUUUAUAUUCUAUGAACUAUCAACAGUAUAUUCGUUACGUAAUAAAUGGCAGACUUGUUUCAUUUGAUUAUAAAUAAUAUUUAUAAAAUUUAAAAGAAAAACUAAUAAAAAUAGACGUCAGCUUAGUAAAUAAGAAUCGAGCCUCUGUAAUUCACUAAUUGAUUUCGAUACCAGUGGGUCAACUAUCAACAAAAGAAGACGAUAAUGGAAUUAUCAAUCGUUAGAACGUAAAAACAUCCAUUAUUCACACGUUCCUGUAAAAAUUGAUUAGUUUCACAAUCUAUCUAUAAAACUCGCUAACUACAUGACUAUUUAAAAUUUUACGGUUAAUGGCAACCCUGUAAACUGCGUGCAUGUUACUCCGACUUAGGAAAGAAUUAAAAAAACUCACUUCUGUGUGAAACUGUUCAGUUUGUUGUCUAUUACAGCUUAAGGUGACCUGC
This is a messenger RNA of Hyposmocoma kahamanoa, 3816 nucleotides long. RefSeq names its product 97 kDa heat shock protein-like. NCBI's taxonomy places the organism in Eukaryota, Metazoa, Arthropoda, Insecta, Lepidoptera, Cosmopterigidae. Gene Ontology annotation, molecular function: ATP binding; ATP-dependent protein folding chaperone. The record is from RefSeq and is a predicted model, not a curated record. Gene Ontology annotation, cellular component: cytosol; nucleus. The transcript has 13 exons. Gene Ontology annotation, biological process: protein folding. The coding region runs from base 7 to 2154 and encodes 715 amino acids.